Molecule: messenger RNA, 2487 nt
Organism: Penicillium brasilianum
Lineage: Eukaryota; Fungi; Ascomycota; Eurotiomycetes; Eurotiales; Aspergillaceae
Source: the annotation of a GenBank genome assembly
AUGACAAUCGAAAGCGGCCUUGACGGGUGGCUCCGGUACGCUCCGCUCUCCGCGGCAUUGAGCAAUACCCAGCGGCGUUAUUCGAGCAUUAUUGUUUUAAACACGGAUGAGUCGAGCCCAGUUUACACGGCUGGAAAGGAGCUACAAGAUGGGCUGAAAAAGAUGCUGCGCCAGCAGAUUGAUAUUCACUCUGAAUUGACACCUGGACUCGCGUCGUCGAUCGUCGUGGGAACCCUUGACUCAUUCUCUUCAGCUGGUGGCAAUACAAGUGGCAUCCCAGUACUCAAGGAAGAUGGUUUCUGGCUAAAUUCUCACGCCGACAACGACUGCGUCUAUAUCGUCGGCCAAAAUGAGUGCGGUGCUAUAUACGGUGCCUUCGAAUAUCUCAUGCGUCUAGCACAAGGAAACUUUGCUUCCAUUGCGUCUGCAAGCAACCCAAGUGCACCUAUCCGCUGGGUCAAUCAGUGGGACAACCUGGACGGAACUAUCGAGCGAGGUUAUGCAGGCCCAUCUAUCUUCUUCCGAGCUGGUGAGGUUGUGAAGGAUAUGACUCGCAUAGCUCAAUUUGCUCGGCUUCUCGCGUCCAUCCGCGUCAACGCUGUCGUCGUCAACAACGUCAAUGCAAACCCCAAGCUUUUCAGCGAGUCGAAUCUCGAUGGUCUACGCCGAAUUGCAGAUGCCAUGCGUCCAUGGGGAGUGCGAAUCGGUAUUUCACUAUACUUUGACUCGCCCAAAGAGUUUGGUGGACUACCUACCUCGGACCCUCUAGACCCCGCUGUCAAUGACUGGUGGCAGGAUAUCACAGCAAAGGUAUACCAGAAGGUUCCAGAUCUUGUCGGAUACACCAUUAAGGCCAACUCGGAAGGUCAACCAGGACCCCUGACGUACAACCGUACCUUGGCCGAUGGUGCCAACAUGUUUGCUCGAGCUUUGAAACCCCACGGCGAUGGCAUCGUCAUGUAUCGUGCCUUUGUGUACAACCAUCACCUCGAUGAGUCUGUAUGGAUACAUGAUCGUGCGAAUGCAGCGGUCGAUUACUUCAAAGAGCUAGAUGGGGAAUUUGAUGAUAAUGUCAUUGUCCAGAUCAAAUGGGGCCCUAUUGACUUCCAAGUCCGCGAGCCGCCUUCUCCUUUGUUGGCCAAUCUUCGCAAGACCAAAGCCGCCAUCGAGUUUCAGGUCGCCCAGGAGUAUCUCGGCCAACAGUCUCAUUUUGUUUACAUGGCUCCUCUAUGGAGAGAGAUCCUUGAUUUCGACAUGAGAAUAGAUGGUAGUCCCUCUCGCAUCCGCGACAUUGUUUCGGGUGAACGACUUGGGUGGAGCCGCAGUGGCUAUACUACCGUCCUCAACAUCGGAAGUGAUACAACUUGGAUCGGGCAUCAUCUCUCUAUGUCCAACCUGUAUGCCUACGGCCGUAUUGCCUGGGACCCACUCGCAGACCCAGUCCUAAUCAUUCAAGAUUGGACGCGUCUCACCUUUGGCCUCGACGAGAACGUUGUUGACACCAUCACUAAGAUAUCAAUGCAGUCAUGGCCUACCUAUGAGAACUAUAGCGGGAACCUGGGUAUCCAGACGCUCUGUGACAUUAUAUACACCCACUACGGUCCAAGCCCGGGCUCCCAAGAUGGCAACGGGUGGGGUCAAUGGACACGCGCCAACGCACAUUCAAUCGGGAUGGAUCGUACGGUCGCCACUGGAUCUGGGAACUCAGGCCAAUACCCACCCGAGGUCGCCGCAAGAUUUGAGGACAUCGAAACGACUCCCGAUAAUCUUCUUCUCUGGUUCCACCACGUGCCCUAUACUCACCGUUUGAAGUCCGGUAAGACGGUCAUCCAACAUUUCUAUGACGCACACUAUGAAGGUGCCGCGCAUGCCCAAACCUUCCCAUCGGAGUGGGCAAAAUUGAAGGGUCUGAUUGAUGAUCACCGUUUUGAGCAUGUUGCGUUUAAAUUGCAGUAUCAGGCCGGUCAUGCUCUUGUGUGGAGGGACAGCGUUAACUACUUCUACUUUACCAAAUGUGGUAUCCCGGAUGAGAAAAACCGCGUUGGAAACCACCCAUGGCGUAUCGAGGCCGAAGAUAUGCAGCUAUCUGGGUACAAGGUCGCCUCUGUGACACCGGCUGAGGCAGCAUCUGGAGGAAAAGCCAUUAUCACCGAAUCUAACAAGGCGUCCGGUACUGCCCAGAAGGAACUCACCUUCCCGACUGGGACCUAUGAUAUCGCGGUCAACUACUUUGACCAUCUAGGUGGACGGGCCAAGUACGGGAUUUUCCUAGGCGAGAAGUUGAUUGGAGAGUGGGCUGGUAAUCUGGAAGAUAGGCUUGGACAUGAUUUCUCGGAGUAUUUGGAUGGUCACUCGGCCACCAGGGUUACAUUUCAUGGAGUUCAGGUGGAAACGGGCGAUCUGCUGAAAAUUGUUGGUCAACCUGACGGCAGUGAGCUUGCGCCUCUGGAUUAUGUCUCCAUUUUGCCUGAGGGUAUUAUUGACUGA